This is a messenger RNA of Fundulus heteroclitus (mummichog), 4234 nucleotides long. It is a transcript of the gene jph3b, whose product is annotated as junctophilin 3. The record is from RefSeq and is a predicted model, not a curated record. The coding region runs from base 1349 to 3745 and encodes 798 amino acids. The transcript has 6 exons. Lineage: Eukaryota; Metazoa; Chordata; Actinopteri; Cyprinodontiformes; Fundulidae. Gene Ontology annotation, biological process: regulation of synaptic plasticity. Gene Ontology annotation, cellular component: endoplasmic reticulum membrane; junctional membrane complex; plasma membrane.
ACCCAGAGAUAAAGCAAGGAGGGAGGGAGAGAGAGAGGGGGAGAGAGAGAGAGACGCAGCCGUCAGAGGAGACUGUAGGAGCAGGACAGCAGGCAGGCUGUGCGUCAGCCGGAGCUCCAUAGGGAAACAUGGAGAUGAGCUGGAGAGGACGCGGGAGCGCAGAGUAACGGCAUCACAUAGAUGGAUGUUGUCUCAUCGAACAGGCAACAAACGGGCCACCUGAAGGCAACCCACGCAGAGGAUAAACCACUUAUGGACGCAGUGGAUUAAAGAGCCGCAGACAGACUGAGAGGCAGAGGGAGGGAGAGGGGGGGACAUAAGAGGAGAAAUUCAUCAGUUUACUUGUUUAUUUUCACUGUGGGAGGGUGCGCACUUUUUCCUCUGAGCCUAUGUGUGUGUGAGUGCAGAAGGUCUGCAGGAGGCAGGACACUGCUGCUGUUCUCCAGCACCACACGGAAGAAGCUGAAUAUCUUUGUGUUUUGCCCAUUUUUCACCCUCUCCCUCCCUCGCUCCCUCUCUCUCUGCAUGCAUCUGUGCAGCAACGCUCAAUAUGCAUGUGUGAGGGCUGAGAAUGAAAAGAUGAUGAGUCUGAAGUGAGUCACAGAGCCUGACUCUAAAUUUCUCAGUUUUUUUUGGGGGGUUGGAUUGCCAGAAAACGCCUCGAAGACGUUUUUCCUUUUCUUUUCCCCCCCUCCUCUCCCAAAUGUGCAAGCUUUUCUUUUGCGGCCCUGACCAGGUUUAUGCCUGAGGUUUGCCACUGGGGAAACUUCUCGGCUCAACCCCCCCCGGAGAGGCGGAGGCAUCAUCAGGUAGGAGGCGGCGGAACAGGUGGGCCUGAGCGGGCAGCAGCGGAGAGUAGGAGGAAGAGUUUGUGUCGUAGGCUGUGUAGGCCGGCGGAGCUGCCUGAUGGCUGGAAGUCAAGCUGACAGAGGAUAAUGGCAGCUCUGGGGCAACUCUCCUCCUCUCCCACCUGCAUCAGCUGCAAACAGGCUGGCAGGUGCUAGCCAAAGGUGCUCGGAGCCCACCAGGAGGAUGGAGUGACCAGCAUCCGCCUACCCGCCGCCCCUUGCUGGAAGACCCCUACACAGCGGAGAGGGGCCACGCUUCGCCGUUCACCUUCUUGCUCUGAGCUCGUCGAAAACAGAGGUGGCGUCUCUUCAUCCGCGUGGGAGACGUCUCCCCCCCGCUCCAGCCUCCGAACCCCCAACCUCCCCGGCCUACAAGCUCGGCUCGGCGGCUGGCGUCUAGCACCAACCUGUCCUUCCUUUUCCUGCCUCUCCUCUUUUCUUUUUCUUUUCUCUUUCUUUUUGUCGAGGCUUUAGGGAAACUGCCAGGAGCUGUUUCAUGCAUGUCCACUGGCGGCAGGUUCAACUUUGACGAUGGGGGGUCAUACUGCGGAGGGUGGGAGGAGGGCAAGGCGCAUGGCUACGGGAUCUGCACGGGACCCAAGGGCCAGGGCGAGUACUGUGGCUCCUGGGCCCACGGCUUUGAGCUGUUGGGCGUCUACACCUGGCCGAGCGGGAACACCUACCAGGGCACCUGGGCUCAGGGGAAGAGACAUGGUCUGGGCGUGGAGAACAAAGGUCGCUGGGUGUACAAGGGCGAGUGGACGCACGGCUUUAAAGGCCGCUACGGCGUGCGGGAGAGCACGGGGACGAGCGGGAAGUACGAGGGGACGUGGAACAACGGGCUGCAGGAUGGCUACGGAACCGAGACGUAUUCGGACGGAGGAACCUUUCAGGGCCAGUGGGUCGGCGGGAUGCGCCAUGGCUACGGAGUCCGGCAGAGUGUUCCCUACGGCAUGGCGGCCGUCAUCCGAUCACCGCUACGCACCUCCAUAAACUCUCUCCGCUCUGGUUCAGAGCACAGCAAUGGAACCGCUCUGCUGGACCGAACGGGGGCGCUGGUUCCCGGUCCGCCCACGGUUCCGGGAACUCUGACCACCAGCGUCUCCAUGUGCAGCACGGGCAGCAGCGGCAGCAGCCCCGCCGUGUCCCGCGGAGGCUUCGUCCUCAUGGCGCACAGCGAGGCUGAGCUGCUGAAGGGGAAGAGGAAAGGAGGCCUGUUUCGGAGGUCCAUCCUGUCUGGUCUCAAGCUGAGGAAGUCCGAGUCCAGGAGUUCGCUGGCGUCACAGCGGUCCAAACAGAGCUCCUUCAGGAGCGAGGCUGGGAUGAGCACCGUCUCCUCGGCUGCAUCUGACAUCAACUCUACCAUCAGCCUCGGAGAUGCAGACGCAGAGCUGGCCGUCGCGGACGACGAUGUGGACGCCACGGCCACAGAGACCUACUGCGGGGAGUGGAAGAACGACAAGCGGACCGGGUUCGGUGUGAGCCGGCGGUCCGACGGGCUGCAGUACGAGGGGGAGUGGCUGAGCAACAAGCGGCACGGCUACGGCUGCACAACGUUCCCUGAUGGCACCAAGGAGGAAGGGAAGUACAAGCAGAACAUCCUGGUGAGCGGCAAACGGAAGAACCUGAUCCCCCUGCGAGCCAGCAAGAUCCGGGAGAAGGUGGACCGGGCCGUGGAGGGCGCCCAGAAGGCGGCGGACAUCGCCCGGCAGAAGUCCGAGAUCGCUCUGUCCAGGACGGCUCACGCACAGGGUAAAUCAGAGGCGGCGGUGGGAGCCGCUCAGAAAGCUCACGAGGAGAGCCGGAUGGCAAGGGUCACCGCCAAGCAGUUCUCUCCGUCCUUCCAGCAUCCUGGAAAUGGGAUGGAGGUUCAGCGUCCCAAGCGUCAGGUUUCCAGUGAAGUGGAGGGUGAGGGUCUGUCGAGUAGUGCCGGCACUGCGGAGAGCCCAGAUCUUUACACGAAAAGUGUCGGAUCUGAUGACCCCUCCAAUGACGCCGCAACACCGGACCUCAGCCCGCCCUCUUCCUCACCUCCGCACACGCCGCCCCAACCCGCCCGGCCGUCGCAGCGCAGCAAGAGCGCCCGUUUCCACCGGCAGGGCGCCGUGGACCACGGGGACAGGGGAAAGGAGGGCGGGGACAGGAGCGAGAAAGGUGGGGAAAGGGUGCACACGGAGAUUCAGGUGCUGAUGGAAGGAGGCAGCGGGGGAGGCGAGGGAGGCGUAAAAGGGGAGUAUCCACGGGCCAACAGCUGGAGCGAGGACAGGCGGAGGGCGAUGCUGCCCAAAGGAGGAGGCGGCACCGGUGGCCGAGCUGGGAAUCGGACCAACGGACACAAACACAGCUCCUCCAAUCACAAAUCACGGGAGCACGGCUCGACCAAUCACAGACAGGCCAGAGGCGACAGGUGGACGGAGUCGUCCUCGUCCGCCCCCUGGACGUCUGGGCACAGGGGCACGCACGGCCGGGGAGGCCGGCUGCUGGAGCAGGACGAGGAGAAGAUCAGCAACUACGAGAUAGAGAUGAAGCCUUUACAGCCCAGGGACUCCACUACCCACAAGCCCCAUGGGCACGGCGAGGAGAGGCACGGGCACACCCACGGAGAGGGGCGCUCGCACGGCACGCCGCGACAGAGGCAUAAGAACCGGGAUGGGAGGGAGGGGGGCAAGGACUCGACACACAAGGGGGACAGACAGGGGGACAAAAUGGAGUCCCGCCCGCUGCGGCGAGACCUCACCCUGUCCCCCCCACUCAAGUCCUCCCCCAUCAUACCAGAGCGGCAGGACUUCAGCCUCACACAGAACAAAGGAAACUCGGCCUACAGCUCCAUCCUGGUUGCCAUGGUGAUUCUGCUCAACAUCGGAGUGGCUAUUUUGUUUAUCCACUUUUUUAUUUAAAGACGGCAAAUCUUUCGGAGUCAACCUACCUAUGCUAGAAACACUACCCAGUCAUAAGAGUAUUACAGCAGACCCGCUGGCCCUCCGCGUCCCGGCUGACAGCAGACCCGGACCAAGGAGGGCUCCAGCGUCAGCCGGGCCCAGCCGGGUCCAGCCGGGCUGGAGGAAGAGCUGAGCCCAAAGAACGGGACCGGCGGGUUGGUCCAGGGUCCUCCCUGAGUGGAGGCGGUCCAGGAAGCUGGACCCGUGUGAGCUCAAACAGAGCCGAGGGGGCUGAGCCGGUUCCGACCCUCCAGGCCAGCCGACGAUCAGACAGGACUGACGGACUUUUUCAUUGUCAAAUCAUAGUUUUCAACAGAUUUGUAACUUCAAAAUUUAUUUAUGGACUUUUUUUUUUUCUUCUCAUGUGCAAUACGUUGAUGGUUGUAUCGUUUAUUUUGCACCCCCCCUCUCCCCCAUCCACUCUAUAAACCUCCUGCCUUGAACGUC